Condylostylus longicornis is the source of this 4371-nucleotide messenger RNA. RefSeq lists its product as uncharacterized. The record is from RefSeq and is a predicted model, not a curated record. NCBI's taxonomy places the organism in Eukaryota, Metazoa, Arthropoda, Insecta, Diptera, Dolichopodidae. The coding region runs from base 581 to 2707 and encodes 708 amino acids. The transcript has 8 exons.
AAGAGUGUAGUUUAAAUUUCGAGAAAUAAAAAAAUAAAAGAAAAAACAAAAAAAAAAAAGAGAAAAAAUAAAAAUUUAGAAAUUCCAUCACGUACGGGUUGAUGACAUAUAAAUAACCAAAAAAAAAAAAAACUAAAAGGCAAAAAAAAAAAAUAAAAAAAAAAAUUUUUUUUUUGUAGUGCGGUCGAGGCUUAUUUUCGGUACUUUUUUUUUCAACUUUUAAAAUUUUCCUAUCUUUUCGAUAAAGUGGUGAUGUGAAGAAUAUUGUGGUGAAUUUUGCUUCCCUUUCUUUUUUUUUUUGUUUUUUUUUUUUUAUAUUUUUAUUGUUAUUUUACAAGCAAAUUAAGUAUGUCAAGAGUUUUUUAAUAAACUUGAUAUAAAAAGCAAAAAAAAAAAAAAUUUUUACAACAAACACAAGAAAGGAAAAGAAAAGAUAAAAGAAGCUGAAAAACAACAACAACUACAAUAAUAGCGAAUAACAAUGCAUAGUUUGCCAAAUUGAAAUCAAAUAUAAAAUAUUUUUGGAAUGUCAAAAAACAUUUAAAAUAAAAAUAAAACAAAAAAAAAUUCAACUUUCAAAAUGGUUAAAUUUAAAAGAAAAUUAAAAUUUAUUUGGCAUCAUUUUGAAUUUUUAUCAACUUUUUCAUUAUUAAUAAUAAUAUGUUUGUUACCAGUUCCUUUAAUAAAUGGCGGUGAAGAUGAUAGUUUAUUAUUAAUAAAUAAAAAAUCAAAAUCAUUAUUAUCUGGAUGUCAAUGCCAAUAUGAUAAUAUACAAAAUUUAAUAAUAAAAAGUCCUAUUAUAAUUAAAGCACUCGGAGCUAAAAUAUUCAAUGAUAAAUUUUUUAAUGAUUAUGAAACAAAUGUUAUUAAAAAACAACAACAGCAACAACAAAUUAAUAGUGAAUUAAAUCAAAUGAAAUUUUAUAAUUUUAAUAAAAAAAAAGAUACAUUAAUCAGAUUUAUUAAUAAAAAUAAUAACAAUAAUAAUAAUAAAAAUAAUAAUAUAUAUUUAAAAUGUGCAAAUAAAAAUAAUUUAAAUGUUAUGACAUUAACACCAGAAACAAUAUAUAAAGGUGCAUCAAUAUUAAAAAUUGAUUCGCAAGGUGAUAAAAUAUCAAAAUUUAAUGCAGAUGAUUCAAUCCGAAACAAAAGGCAGUUAAAUGCAGAAUUUGGCCCAAUAGAAUGUUUUAACCAAGGGACCCUCAAUUUAUUGCCAACACAAUUAAUCGUCUUUGGUAAAUUAAUUUCAAACAACCAACAGCAACAACAACAACAACAGCAGCAACAACAACAACAACAGCAACAGCAACAAAAUUACAAUAAUUUUGAUACACUACAGAUUUAUCCCAAUGGUAUUCAUUCGUGGAGUCCUGAAUUGGAAAGUUACAUAUGGAAACAUUUAGGCUGGGAUAAUUGGAGUGAUUUUACAUUAUGCAGUGUCACAUGCGGAAAAGGUGUACAGCAACGUUUUCGUAGAUGUCUCCUUGAUAAUAUAUCAUCAUCAUUAUCAUCAUCAUCAUCCUCAUCAUCAUCAUCAGUAGUAUCAACAUUGAAUCCAAUUACUUUUGUAUAUAAUAAUUCAAAAAAUUCCAAUUCCAAUAACAAUAAUCAAAAUGAUUCUAAAGAAUUAUUUUUAUUACAACAACAAGAACAACCACAACAGCAACAAGAACAGCAAGAACAAAUAUUUUAUCAAAACUCUAAGGAUUUUAUGAAUAAUUACCAUCAGGAGAUAUCAUCUGAAUAUGGUCUACGUAAUGAAUUUCGUUUUAAUUUUGAAAAUAAUGAAUCCAUUAUAAAACAUAAAAAUAAAAUGAUCAAUGGUAGAAAAUUAAAAUUAUUAAAGAAUAAAAAAAAUCAUAAAAAAAGAACAACAAAAGGAAUGACUACAUUAUCCUGUGAAGGUUAUAAUAUAGAACAAAGAAAUUGUAAUAUGUUUGAAUGUGAUGAUUAUCAAAUAGAUCUAUUAAAAUUCUUAAGAAAAACUAUAAUUGAUCCCACCACACCAGCAUUACCAUCAACAGUACAACAACCAUCAGGAGGAUUAUUUUAUUCUUCUGAAAUAAUAAAUAAUGAUCAAAUAAUAAAAACUUCAACAUUAUCUUCAAUUGGGUCACUAUCAUCAUCUUCAUUGUCAUCGUCAUCAUCUACAUCAUCAGCAGCGUCAUCAUCAUCAUUUCCAUCAUCUUUAUCAACAUCGGCAAUACAAUUAAAAAAUUCUGGUUUCAUACAAGGCUGGCAAAAUUCAAUAAAUUUUACUAUUAUGAUUACUUUAAAAUUAAAGGCACCAAGACAAUCGACAAUAUUCGAAUUGAGAAAUUCAACACACAAUUUGUAUUUGGAUCAGAGUGAAAACGGUUUAAAAUUAUUUCAAGAACGUGAUGAAGUUACUGAAAUGCUUCCUAUCAAAUUCGAUUUGUAUGACAAUAGAUGGCAUCAAAUCGCAAUAAGUGUUUUUAAUGGUGAUUUUAUUACAAUGUAUGUUGAUUGUAUGUGGACUAACAGUUUUGUUGUUUCAAAACAUCUUUUUGCCCUACCAAUGAACGCUGAUGUUGAAAUUGGUCGAGAAUAUGCUGGGGAUGAAAUUCAACAAUUAUUAAUAUUACCUGGUAAUCGUGAAAAACAGCAAUGUUCAGCAGAAAGAACCUCCAUAAAUGAAGUUAAAAGAUAUAUAAUUGACACAUUUAUAGAAGAUUAUGGUAAUUAAUAUAAUUGAAAACAAAAAACAAAAUAUCUGAAAUAUUAAAAAAUUAAAAAUAAAAUUUAUUACUAAAAAUUAAAAAAUAAAAAAAAAACAAAUUAAAAAUCUUUCAUAAUGAAAAUUAAAAAUUUAUUUAUUUCAUAUACAUAUAUAUAUAUACACAUAUGUAUAAACACAAAUAUACAUACAAACAUAUUAAAAAACUAUUAAUAAAUAAUUUAAAAAUUGCAUUUAUUAAAACCAAAAAAAAAGCCAAAAACAGACGAUUACAUAUAUUUAUUAGAAAUGUUAUUUUAAAUUAAAUUAUAAUUAAAAUUAUACAUACACAUAUAUAUAUAGGUAAAACAAAUGUAGCGUAAAUAUUAUAAAUCAAAAUAUAAAGUUAAGGCAAAAAAAAAAAUAUUUAAACUAUAAAAAUUAAUUUAUUCCCAUAAAAUCAAAUAAUUAUAGUAAUUUAUAUAAAAUUUAUUAUAUAGUUAGAAUAUUACAAUAUUACAGUGGUUUCACAAAAAAAACAAAAAAAAAAAAAUAAAAAGAAUUUCGGCCAAAUUAACACCUAUUUUUAAGAAAAUUUUUCAAUUAAUGUUGUAAAACUCAUAUUGUAAAUUUUUGAAAUUUUAAAAUAAUUUCUGGAAAAUAAAAAUAUGAAAUCCCAAUUUAAUAUAAAUAUUUUAAGAAUUACGAAAAUUUUCGUAAAUUAACAUACAAAUAUUUGACCACAGCUGAUAUAGCGGGGUUUGAUUGAAAUAUAAAAACUUUUAUGCGGCAAAUUAUUCAGAUUCAAUUCCAAAGAUCGUCAUAAUUAUUUCGAAAAAGCUUUCCUAUUUAUCGUAAAAAUUUCUUAAAAUUACCUCCCAUACUGUAAAAAUCAAAUUAUAAUAUUGUUUUGUGUUCAUAGUUUUUCGACAUCAUAAAUAUAAUUAUACGAUGCCGAACACAAAAUCGGAAAAGCAGAGGAUCCGACAUGUGAUAGAAAAAAUUUUUCAUUGCGUUAUGAUCGGAAUUUAUUUUGAAAUGUGUGCGCGACAAAGUCGUUUCGAAACAUCUAGUUGCCAAUUUAUGUUAUCAAAAAUUUCUUGACAUCUAAAGUAUUUUAUGCGUUUUAUACUGUCGAUAUGGAAGUUAACAUACAUGAUCUGACAUUUUAUUUUAGAUACCAUGGUGCUUAUUCUGAAUUUCGAAUCACUAAGUGAUAGUGAUAAUUAUUAUUAUCAUAAAAAGUUCGAUAUUAUUAUUUUAAACACAAACCAAUUCAUACGACAAAUGGUUCUGUGUAUAAUAAGGUUUUUGAAACUUUUACGAUACAUAUUACUAUCAUUUGUUAUUCGAUACUUGAAUAAACUCCAAUAUCUUAAAAAUUACCCGAAACUGUAAAAAUAAUACAUUGUAUCAAUCAAUUGACAUAUCGUGAAUAAUGUUAAAUAUUUUUCAACCCAAAACAUUAUAUCGGUUUGAAAUUUUUUCGAGGCAAUCUCGAUUUCACCAAUAUACACUUAACUUUUCUAGUCUAUACAAUAUAUUCUUUCAAUUGUUCUUCGAUAUGCCAAGGCUUUUUAAGAUUACGAAACAUGUUUUUAAACCAUCAAUAAAAAAUUAAUCUCAUAAUACAUUUAAGAAUUUUUCUAACACGUAUUUAUAAUUAGCAUUUAUUUAAAUACAUUAAUAAUAUA